UAGCAUUCUAAUUAUUAAGAGCUGGUUAAUUUGCAUUCUUAAUCUUCACUCUUCAACCAGUGUGGUGGGAAUGUCAAUGAUGAUGGAGAAAGCAGAGUCUGGACAGAAGCUAUACACGCGAAUGCGGCUUUGGGAAUUUCCGCAUCAGUAUGUGAUAGAACCAACAGAUGGAUCUUCUUCUGGUUCUUAUUUNUCAGUUAGUNNAAAAGAUGGNUCCAUCAAGCUCAUUGAUGAGAUUUCUGAAAGCAGCACCGUUCGAGUUCCUAAGAUUUUCACANUUUAUGGGGUGGCUGGGAUGUUGCGGCUUUUGGAGGUCUCUGGUUUUUCUUAUUUGCCAAAGAAGACAGAGAUCGAUUUUUCUGGGAUAUUAAGAGUUGCUGAGAAGACUACGGGUCUGUUCUUCUCGUACAACGCCAAUUUAACUCUCAGUACCCAAAGGCUAAAUGACCUUGGUGACGAGUCUAGGUCGCUUCCCCUUUGGAGACAGGCAGAGCCUCGAUUUCUAUGGAAUAAUUAUCUGUUGGAAGUGCUCAUAGAGAACAAGCUUGACCCAUACUUACUCCCUAUCGUCCAAGGCAGUUUUCAUCACUUUGAAUCUGCUAUCGGGAAAGAUAUUAUUGAAAUCACGUUAAUCGCUAGGAGAUGCACGAGAAGAAAUGGAACCCGAAUGUGGAGAAGAGGAGCUGAUCCUGAUGGAUAUGUGGCUAAUUUUGUGGAAACAGAGCAAAUUAUGAAGAUCAAUGGGUAUACAGGAUCAAUUGUUCAGGUUCGUGGUUCAAUUCCACUGCCUUGGCAGCAAAUUGUUGACUUAACAUAUAAACCGAAGUAUGAAUUACUGAACCAUGAGGAAGCUCCCCGAGUUUUGGAGAGGCAUUUCUUAGAUUUAAGAAAAAAGUAUGGGUCUGUGUUAGCUAUUGACCUAGUUAACGAGCACGGAGGAGAAGGUCGGCUAUGCGAAAAAUAUGGAAAGACAAUGCAACAUGUAUCUGGUAACGAUGUCAGAUAUCUGCAUUUCGAUUUCCAUCACGUUUGCGGGCACAUCCAUUUUGAUCGUCUUUCAAUCCUUUAUGAUCAAAUAUCUGAUUUUAUUGAGAGAAAUGGAUACCUUCUAUUGAAUGAAAAGGGAGAGAAAAUGAAGGAGCAACUUGGGGUUGUGAGAACAAAUUGUAUUGAUUGUCUAGAUCGUACAAAUGUUACUCAGAGCAUGAUAGGCCGAAAUAUGCUAGAAUUCCAGCUCAGAAGAAUUGGGAUCUUUGGUGCCGAGGAAACCAUUAGUUCACAUCCAAAUCUAGAUGACAGCUAUAAGAUCUUGUGGGCUAAUCAUGGGGAUGAUAUAAGUACUCAAUAUACAGGCACUCCUGCUCUCAAAGGAGACUUUGUCCGAUUUGGGCAUCGCACAAUGCAGGGGAUAGUAAAUGAUGGUGUGAAUGCUCUUAUGCGCUAUUAUUUGAAUAACUUCUGUGAUGGAACAAAGCAGGAUGCAAUUGAUCUCUUACAAGGGCAUUUCAUAGUUUCUGCCAACCGAGAACAUAGUCCUUCUCAGAAUCAAGGCAUUGAAGCUAUUGCUUCAUUUCCUCUGGCUUUGGGUCUGGUUUUGACUGGCUUUUUUUUCACACUCAUGUCGUUGACGCAAGGUGAAUAUGAUUUUAAGCACUUGUUCUUCUCACUUGUGUGGGCAAGUAUUAGUGUUGGUAUAGCAGCAUUUGUGAAGGCCAAUGGUCGCGUUUUCUGCAACAGACCUCGCCUACACAAACCCCGAUGUUGACUUCCAUACACAGAUCACUGUUUGCAAUUAACAAUCCUCAACUGCAGGAAUCUUUGCACUUC
This is a messenger RNA of Vigna radiata var. radiata (mung bean), 1827 nucleotides long. Its product is annotated as phosphoinositide phosphatase SAC7. Gene Ontology annotation, biological process: phosphatidylinositol dephosphorylation. NCBI's taxonomy places the organism in Eukaryota, Viridiplantae, Streptophyta, Magnoliopsida, Fabales, Fabaceae. The coding region runs from base 71 to 1765 and encodes 564 amino acids. The record is from RefSeq and is a predicted model, not a curated record. The transcript is spliced from 21 exons. Gene Ontology annotation, cellular component: endoplasmic reticulum. Gene Ontology annotation, molecular function: phosphatidylinositol-4-phosphate phosphatase activity.